AUGAUCGUUUACUUUUUGUUCGAAGUAAGCCUUUUUCAGGAGGUGGAAGCUGAUGUUGGUGGUGUGGUAUGGGACAGUGCUUUAGUUGCUGCUUAUUAUUUCAUCAAAAAUUCAGAGAGAUACCAAAAUAAAAAGGUACUUGAAUUAGGAGCAGGCACAGGUAUAUGUGGCCUCGUUUUGGCAGCACUUGGAGCUGAUGUUAUACUCACCGACUUACCAUCACGAGUAACACUCUUGCAAAAGAACUACGAAAUCAACAAAUCUGCCUGCUGUGGCUCUGUGACGAUCCAGCCGUUAGACUGGACGUGUCCUGGCCAUGUACCAGACGUAGACUUAUUGGUUUUAGUCGAUUGUAUCUAUUAUUUAGACAGUGUUGACCAUCUUAUAAACACCUUGAAUUCCUUCAAUGCAAAAGAAAUUCUAUGUGUUUACGAAAAACGGGACAUUGGUGAACCGGUUUUCGCUCAGAAAGUCUUUCUAGAGAAAAUUGUUCAAUACUAUGAUAUCGUAUCUGUGCCUGAUUCUGAUCUUCACAAUGAGUUUUCAUGUUCUGAUGAGAUACCAUUGAUAAAGCUUAUGAGGAGGUAUCCUAUGCUCAUUGUUGUGGUCUUCUACUUACCAAAUGUUGGUUGA
This is a messenger RNA of Haemonchus placei, 633 nucleotides long. Lineage: Eukaryota; Metazoa; Nematoda; Chromadorea; Rhabditida; Trichostrongylidae. The record is from the annotation of a GenBank genome assembly.